Dipodomys ordii (Ord's kangaroo rat) is the source of this 423-nucleotide messenger RNA. Its product is annotated as IQ domain-containing protein F5-like. The record is from RefSeq and is a predicted model, not a curated record. The transcript has a single exon. Gene Ontology annotation, molecular function: calmodulin binding. Lineage: Eukaryota; Metazoa; Chordata; Mammalia; Rodentia; Heteromyidae. The coding region runs from base 1 to 423 and encodes 140 amino acids.
AUGACCAAAGACUCUGCAGCUGUGGCCCUCCAGGCGUGGUGGCGGGGCACCCUGGUUCGGCGUACACUGUUGCACGCGGCCCUCAGGGCUUGGAUCAUCCAGUCCUGGUGGAGGUUAAUCCUGUCCAAAAUGAUAACCCAAAGGCUGAGGAUGGAGCUGGAGAUCUACACGUGGAAAGAAUGGGCGGCGGUGAAGCUGCAGUCCUGGGUUCGAAUGUGGCGCAUCCGUCAGCGCUACUGUCGCUUGCUGAACGCGGUCCGCAUCAUUCAGGUGUACUGGCGCUGGCAUAACUGCCACAGCCGGGGCUUUAUUCAAGGCAACUAUGAGAUCAAAGAAAACCGCUUGAGUAUUCAAUUGCAAAUCUCUUUGGGUGCCCAGGCUUGCAAAGUACAACAAUGCGUAGCCCUUCCAAUAAAGGAGUAA